ACUCUACCAAGUAAAAGAUUGUUUUUGAGUUUUCUGUUUGACCGAACAAGCUCACGGGCUUGAAUAAAGCAAACGUGUGGUGUCAGAUGUUUGACUGUCUCUCGUGUGAAAGUGAAAGGCAUCGAAGGCCUUCCGCGUAUGAGCUGUGAGGGUCUUUGUGGUGGGUUUGUCCCAUGAUGUUUGGAGGUGUUCGCACACAGCUCUGUCACAUCUACGUUUUGCCUGCCAGACGAUGAACGCUCACGGGUGGCUUCUCCUCUCGGCCCUGCGCUUAAUGCGCGUGUCUUCAAAUGACGAGCCGAACGUCCUAAACUCCUCUCAGGCGUAUUCCGACGUUUGUAAGAAGCAGACUCGCUCUGCCCAUCUCGGCUCCUCCGUGCUCCUCCCGUGCAUCUUGCCACCAAACAAUGUGGACUGGGUGAUGUGGGCCCACGGGCCCGAGGCGCACCUGGUCCACCUCAAAUCUGAGGGUCGCAUCAAGUUCCUGGACCACAGGUUCGGUCGCCUGAAGGCCUUUCCGAACCAGGGCUCGCUGGGGAACUACUCCCUCCGCAUCGACGAGCUUCGGGGCUCCGACCUGGGCCGUUAUCGCUGCUCGCAGGGACAAAGUGGCUGUGUGGAAGUGGAGCUGCUCGCUGAGAAAGGCGCUGCGAGCGGAGAGGAGACGGUGCUGAUCUACACCUGCGUUGGCGUGGCUGCUUUCGCCCUGCUGUGCAUCGCUGGCUACUGUUGCAUGAAGUGCAUGUCGUGCUGUUGCGACAGAACAGAGGACAAUACAAACAACCCUGGAGAUGAGAUUCCUGAAGUCGCCAAGGCUCCGCAAGAGGGAACAAGCAGAGGGCCGACAGGUCAACAGCAGAGCGGUGAGGGCGACAACCAUCUUGUUUAUGAAAACGACGACCAAGACCCGUCCAACCUGCAGGAUCACUUCAACAGGAAUUACUGCCAUCCAAUAGAUCGGCCCGAUCCAGACAGGCGUGCGCCCACCCGGGACACCGGCGGUGUUCACCCGGGCCAGUUGGAGGGGGGAGGAAGUCAGAGAGCAAAACAAGGGUUUCAGCGAGAGCUCUUCAACAGAUUACGGAAUGCAAGUAUGGGUCGGCAGUAUUACGCUAACCAAAGUGAAAUAUGGAAGCAACAACAAGCCACGUCCACUCAGGCAGACAAUCCUAGCAGCGCGGCAGCAGCAGUUGAGGCACGUUUUGGAAAGAAGAAGAAAGCCAAGAAAAAUGGUGAAAUCCGAAACCCGAUUUACAACCAGAGCACAGAGCAGCUCAACCUCCUGUAACGAGCGACGGAGCCCUUAAACUGCUUUUCUCAGUUUCACAUUAAACAGUCAAAGUCCUUUGACUGUUUAAUGUACUUAUGACAUCCCGACUUGACACGUGUUUUCUUGUAUUUGUGUGUUUAUGAACAUACAAAGCAUGUAAAGUUGAUUUUUUUAAAUUCUGAUAUACUGCAUUUCCUGUACAAGAAGCUGUCUCUUCAUGUGCAUGGCUUGUAUGCUCUCGGUUUGACCUGCUGAUUAAAUAAAAACAUCACUCACA
This is a messenger RNA of Gasterosteus aculeatus aculeatus (three-spined stickleback), 1547 nucleotides long. RefSeq lists its product as uncharacterized. Gene Ontology annotation, biological process: cell surface receptor signaling pathway; negative regulation of T cell proliferation; positive regulation of T cell proliferation. NCBI's taxonomy places the organism in Eukaryota, Metazoa, Chordata, Actinopteri, Perciformes, Gasterosteidae. The record is from RefSeq and is a predicted model, not a curated record. Gene Ontology annotation, cellular component: external side of plasma membrane.